Molecule: messenger RNA, 660 nt
Organism: Stegodyphus dumicola
Lineage: Eukaryota; Metazoa; Arthropoda; Arachnida; Araneae; Eresidae
Source: RefSeq, a predicted model, not a curated record
AUGGAUAAUCUACCUAAGGACAGAGUCGUACCUACUAGACCUUUCGAGAAGGUCGGAUUAGAUUUCGCAAGACCUAUAAUCACGAAACCUGAUUUGAAAAGGUCAAAGGUGACUUUAAAGUCUUAUAUUGCAUUAUUUAUCCGUUUUUGCACUAAAGCAGUGCAUUUAGAAGUCGUUUCUGAGUUAACAACAGAAGCUUUUCUAGCCUGUUUACGAAGAUUUAUUGCCAGAAGAUCCAAACCAGCCGUUAUCUGGAGCGAUAACGCCACGAAUUUCAAAGGUGCGAGAAAUAUUCUUAAUGCAUAUAAUGACAUUUGCAAAUCUAACCCAAUUCAAGGAUUUAGUGCAGAAGAAGGCAUCCAAUGGAAAUUUAUCCCACCAGCUUCUCCUCACUUUGGCGGACUGUGGGAAGGAAACAUAAAAUCAGUGAAACGGAUUUUGUUAAGGGUAGCGAAAUCAGCUAUCAUGAAUUUUGAAGAGUUAACUACUUUAGUUACUCAGAUAGAAGCAUUUCUGAAUUCCCGUCCAUUAUCACCACUUUCUUCCGAUCCGAAUGACUUACAGCCUAUAACUCCGGGACAUUUUUUAACAGGAAGUGCUAUGUUAUCCUAUCCUGAACCACAUACUGCUUCGGAUUCUCUUUCUUUUCAUUCCAGGUAG